ACGAAGCAAAUGUUACAUGUUACAUAAGGUAACUUAUCAAAAGUUGUAAUUUGUAUGUUAUAUUAUUUAGAAGAAUUUGUACAUUGAAAUAAUUUUAGAAACAAAGUAAUUAAUAAAUAAUCAUCAUUAAUUUCAUUUCAUUAAGAAUCUUCCAUAAUUAUGAAUUGUCAGUGUACAAAAAAUGGAAUAAAUCAAAUAUAUAUAAUUGAAUAGUCCCAGAAUUGUUUUGCACCACGAGGAUUUUUUGAAAUAUUGAAAAUACAUAGCAAAAGUAUCGAGAAGAAUCAUUAUUAAAAAAAAAAUGUCGGGUGGUAUGAAAUGUAAAAACUGUGGGAGUUCUGAAAUAGAAAUUGGAGGAGGAGAUGCAGUGUGUAUGAAUUGUGGAUCAGUUCUUGGAUCUAAUAUUAUUGUUUCUGAAGUUCAAUUUGAAGAAGGAGCUCAAGGAUCUAGUAGGGCUAUUGGUCAGUUUAUUGCAUCAGAUGCAAAAGGUCCAUGUAAUAGAUUAGGGGCUAGUCUGAAUUUCCGUCCAAACUCAGAUUCUAGAGAAAUUACACUGAGAAAAGCAAGAAAUGGCAUUCAAAUGUUGUGUUGUAAUUUAAGCUUAAACAGUGUCUAUGUAGAUAGGGCAUGUAAUUUUUUUAAAAUGGCAUUGUGUAGAAAUUUGACAAAAGGGCGUAAAAAUACGCAUGUUUAUGCUGCUUGUGUUUAUUUAACAUGUCGAACUGAAGGAACAGGACAUUUAUUAAUAGAUAUAAGUGAUAUUUUACAUAUUUGUUGUUAUGAACUUGGCAGAACAUAUUUAAGAUUGUCACAAGAAUUGUGUAUAAACAUUCCUGCCAUUGAUCCUUGUAUUUAUAUAUUGAGGUUUGCUUCCAAAUUGGAAUUUGGAAAUAAAACUCAAAUGGUGGCAAAUACAGCUUUGAGAUUGGUUCAACGAAUGAAAAGAGACUCUAUUCAUUCUGGUAGAAAGCCUACAGGAUUAUGUGGAGCAGCACUACUAAUAGCAGCCAGGUUACAUGAGUUUGGUCGAACAACUAACGAUAUUGUGAAAAUCGUAAAAGUACAUCAAUCAACUUUAAGGAAAAGAUUGGUUGAAUUUGGUGAUACUCCAAGUAGUGCAUUGACUUUAGAUGAAUUUAUGACAGUUGACUUAGACGAUGAACAAGAUCCUCCAUCCUUCAAAGUAGCUAGGAAAAAAGAUAAAGAACGACUUCAAAAAUUAAUAGAAGAUGAUUCAGAGAGCAUCAAAGAAUUACAAAAACAGAUCGAAGCACAAUUGGAAAAAGAUAGACAAAAGCGGCCGAGACCUUCCCAAAAAGGGUUAUCAGAAUCACAAGAAACAGAAAUCUUCAUCAAAGAAUCGACUAUAGAAAAAAUAAAUGAACUGCUUUCAGAGUGUACUGAGAAUAGUACAAAUGACGAAACAGAAGUAGUUGGACUAGGGCCAGACAUAGGAAGUAUGGGAUUAGCCAAAUCUCUUGAUGAUACUUCUAACGCUCCCCAAGCAGAGGCGGUGGAAAGUUUAGAAAUUGACUUAAAUUUUGAUGAUAUAGAUGAUGAUGAAAUAGAUUCUUAUAUUAUGAGCGAAAACGAAUAUUUACGUAAGAAUGGUUUGUGGAAUAUGAGAAAUGCGAAAUAUUUGGAAGAACAGAAAGAAAAAGAAGAAAGAAAGAAAGAAGAAAAAGAAGAAGGUAAGAAAAAGAAUAAGAAAAAAACAAAAAAAACCACAACUGCAGCAUGUUCAGCAAAAGAGGCUAUAGAAAAGAUACUUCAAGAAAAAAAAAUAUCGUCUAAAAUAAAUUAUGAUGUACUCAAGUGCUUGAGUGCAGAAUCUACAACUAAAAAUAAAAACAGUACCUCUCCAGAGCCAUCACCAAAAAGAUCAAGAUUGUCUUCUGUUUCAUCUAGUUGUUCUCAAGCAUCAACUGUUUCACGAAAAAUUAUACCAUCAGAUGGAGUAAAAAGUAAAUCGAAAAUUGAUAGUAUAGGAUUACCUGUAACUACCAGAACUGAGCAGAAUCAAGAAGAAACUACUAUUGAAGAUGAAGAUUUUGAAGACGAUGAAUUUUUUGAGAACCAGGGUGAAAACGAAAAUGAAAUGGGUGUCCUUCAAAUGUUUAAGAAAUUUAAAGAUGUGGAUGAUGGUGCUAAUGACUACGCUGAUUAUAAUGAUUAUGAUUGAAAAUUUUACCUGAAUGUUUUCUAUAUUACAUUUUUGAAAAUUAUAUUAAUUUAUUUGUUAA
This is a messenger RNA of Harmonia axyridis, 2243 nucleotides long. It is a transcript of the gene Brf, whose product is annotated as transcription factor IIIB 90 kDa subunit. Gene Ontology annotation, molecular function: RNA polymerase III type 3 promoter sequence-specific DNA binding; RNA polymerase III general transcription initiation factor activity; TBP-class protein binding. Gene Ontology annotation, cellular component: nucleus; transcription preinitiation complex; transcription factor TFIIIB complex. The record is from RefSeq and is a predicted model, not a curated record. The coding region runs from base 302 to 2182 and encodes 626 amino acids. The transcript is spliced from 2 exons. NCBI's taxonomy places the organism in Eukaryota, Metazoa, Arthropoda, Insecta, Coleoptera, Coccinellidae. Gene Ontology annotation, biological process: transcription by RNA polymerase III; DNA-templated transcription initiation; transcription preinitiation complex assembly.